This is a messenger RNA of Trypanosoma conorhini, 3216 nucleotides long. RefSeq names its product putative vacuolar assembly protein vps41. The record is from RefSeq and is a predicted model, not a curated record. The transcript has a single exon. Lineage: Eukaryota; Euglenozoa; Kinetoplastea; Trypanosomatida; Trypanosomatidae. Gene Ontology annotation, cellular component: late endosome; HOPS complex. Gene Ontology annotation, biological process: vesicle-mediated transport; protein targeting to vacuole; endosomal vesicle fusion. Gene Ontology annotation, molecular function: protein binding. The coding region runs from base 1 to 3216 and encodes 1071 amino acids.
AUGAACUCGCAAGAUUUGUCGGCGCCGCAACAGCGGCAGGGCGAAGACGACGACGGCAGUGAGUACGAGGACGUGAUUGAGGAAAGGGAGUUGGAGGUGGAAGACGAGUCGUACGUUACCGGGUCAGAUGACGACGAAUACGAUGAGGAGACGACGGAAAACUACGAGGAGGAGGAAGAGGAAGAGCAGGAAAACUUGCUUUCUUUUUCAACAUUUCCACUGGAGGCUCUACGCGGUCAGCACAUCAUGGUGGUGGUCGCGUUUAAUCGGUUCAUUGCCGUUGGCACAAACCGUGGCGUAGUGGCGUUAGUGGAAACGUCUGGAAUGGUGGUCCGCAUGCUGAACAAGCACGUUAACCCCAUCAGCGACGUGAGCUGUGACGCGAUGGAGGAGCAUGUGGGGUCCUCCGACAAAUCGGGCGUGGUCACGGUACAGAACUUGUACGACGAACAAGGUUUUUACCGAAAAGAGUUCGAUGUUCCAAUUCAUUCAAUGGCACUGCACCCAAAAUAUAGCCGCAAUGAGGAUCGACCCAUUGUUGUAGGUGGCGGUGAUAAGGUGAUGCUCAUCACAAAGGCGAGAAUACUGGGUCACCGCAAAAGCACGGUUUUGCAGGAGCGCCGUGGAAGGGUCUACUUGGUUCGCUGGUGUGGCCCCGACUUGAUCGCUUGGGCAAGCGAUCGUGGUGUGCAGCUGUAUAGUUACACAGGGCGGGCGAUGGUGCAGUUCGUUGCGCGACCCUUAGACGCAUCACGACUGGAGUUUUACCCCUGUUCCCUUGUCUGGGAGGCUCCUCGCACACUUAGCUGGGGAUGGGGGGACUGGGUUCAGGUGCUUCACGUCUACGAGCUGCGGAUGGAGGAGAGGUUGAGGUGGGGAACCGAAUUCUUGUCGCGAACGCAUCGAGUGGAAGUCAUGCCGGCUAUUCUACCGCACACGGCGACGGAGCCGUGUCGUGUAUGUGGCAUAGCUCCUUUUGGUCCGGACCGCUACCUCGUGCUUGCGUGCACGCUCGAGCAGGAAGGGUACAUGAAGGAACUAGAGGUGCGUAUUGUGGAGCGUGCCACGUUUGUUAAUGUUUUCCGUGGGCGCCUGCAUACUAAGUACAAACAUCCCUUGCAGUAUAGUUUGACCUUCUCAGCUGGUGGUGGUAGUGCUGCCGCUGUCGCGGCUACUUCGACGACAGCUUCAAAGGUGACGCCUACAUCGCUGCUGCCUUCCCUGCUUUCAGCGUCUGCCGCUUUGUCGGAGUCCGUUUUUUUCAUCGCCUGCGUGGAUGCCGUCAUUAAAGUGACGCCCACCGACGACGACCAACAUGUGGAGUAUCUUCUUAAAGUGGGUCGCUUUAAGGAAGCCUACAGCUACGCUCGCACCCACUCGCUUCGUCAACAUGAGGCUGCAGGCAUCGGCUAUCACCUCUUGCAGCACCUGUUCUCGGAGAAAAAGUACGAUGAGGUGGCCGCUUCUCUUCCGGAGGUUGUGAAGGAGGACUAUUUAGAGUGGGAGCGGUGGAUUUGUCAGUUCGACCAGGACGGCAUGUCCGACCUUCUGGUGGACGUACUCCCCAUUCACAGUGGAAGCGCCGGUGAGAAGACUGCUGAAGAUGGAAAAGCUUCGCAAAAAAAUACCAGAAUCGGAGAAGAGUAUUACGAGCUUGUGCUUCUUAGGUGUCUGGAGAAGGACGUACUCUGCUUUCAGAGGGCUGUGCACAAGUUCAGGGGAAUGUUUCGGCCUCAAGUUGUCUGCAAUGCCGCUGAACGCCACUAUAACGAUUGGAACAUGCAAGGUGCCUUGGGCGUUAUUCCCGACGAAAAAAGAAAGGCGCUCGGUGAUACAUACGGAUUGCUGCUACAGCUCGGUGGCCACUACGACAAGGCGCUUCAGGUUUUGUUGAGGGUCGACAACAGUGAUGAGCUCUUCAAACUUAUACGGAAAGAGAAGCUCUUUGCAGAGGCCAUAGAAGUGUUGCCUGCACUGUUUGCCAGGAACGAGGACCGCACCAUUGAGCUACUUUUGGAACACGUUCACCCUACAGACGCCGCCGUGGACGACGCGACCACGACAGCGGCGUUGCUGUCGCGGUCGAGGUUCACGCCGGCGGCCGUCGUGCAGAGAUUGGAGCGGACACAGCGCCGUUACCUGUGGGCGUACCUGAAGGCGUUACAGAGCCGAGACAAGGCAGUGUACGCCGCACUCUCUGAGACGCACGCACAGCUGUUUGCGACUCUCUUCAUCGAGAACGAGCCCGCUGGGCUGCUCCCGUUCUUGCGUGAUAAUUCCGCGCACCUUACGAAACUGCGAGAGAUAUUUGCGCUGUGCAAAAAGCACCAGCUGCUGGAGGAGAUGGUCUUUCUUCUUGCCAGGAUGGGGAAGGAGGAGGAGGGCCUUCGCAUCAUUGUGUACGACAUGAAAAGCGUCAGGAAGGCGGUUGAGUUCAUUGCCGACAUCCCCAAUGCAGAGGAUCGACUCCAGCUCUACAAGAGCCUUGUACAAAUGAGUGUUGAAGUGAACGCCACACUUCGCAGUCGCAACGGGCAGAAGUAUCUUGAGCACCGCUUGACAGAAGGGGAGACGUGGGCCAGCAUUGCCCAAAGGUAUGGCGUCGACGAGGAUGACCUGCGCGUGGCCAACGGCGCUGGGAAACCGCAGACUGGCAGUGGUGACAGUUUUAUGGCACCGUCAAGCAGCUAUUGCAUUGUGCCGCUAAACCUUACGGAGGCCCUCCUGCGGGCCAUUGUAGACCCGUCAAUCGCCGGGCGUAUUGCGUUAGACCCCACGCAAAUUGUUGAACUGCUGCCAGAGGAUGAGCCGAUACCGCACGUGGGAAAUUGCAUUUCCGACGUAGCGCGAAGCAAGGCGAAUGAUGUGCGGCUUAUGACCGCCGUCGUGCAUGUGGCAACGAGUGACUUGGGAAAGCAAUACGCAACGCUGUACCGGCAACGAGAGGCCGCAAUUCGCGUGGAGCCUGGAAUGGCGGUGUGUCCCUUUUGCCACCAGCCAUCGUUGGCAGGCGUUGUGGUCUUCGGGUGCUCCCACGCUUACCAUGCCAACUGCGUGAUUGGCUACCUCGCUGGCGAGGGCGUUCUGCUCGUUGGCCCAGCCGGCGUUGAUGUUGGCCGCUUCUUUAAGCACCCGGAGGAAUACCUGAGGGCGGACGCGCGGCAGAAGUCGCCGUGCUGCCUUCUCUGCCGCGAGGUGCGGGGGGCAGUGAAGUAA